This is a messenger RNA of Tupaia belangeri chinensis (Chinese tree shrew), 1048 nucleotides long. Its product is annotated as testis anion transporter 1-like. The transcript has 3 exons. The record is from RefSeq and is a predicted model, not a curated record. The annotation marks the transcript as partial. Lineage: Eukaryota; Metazoa; Chordata; Mammalia; Scandentia; Tupaiidae.
AUGUGCAAUGCUUUCGAGAACACCAACAUUCUGGUGCUCUUUGCGGGGUGUCACACUUCCGUGGUCAGGGCAUUUGAGAAGAAUGACUUCUUCGAUGCCGGCAUCACCAAGGCCCAGCUGUUCCUCAGUCUCCACGAUGCCGUGCUGUUUGCCUUGUCCAGGAGGUUCCCAGAGCCCUCCGAGUUAAGCGUGGAUGAAUCUGAGACAGUGAUUCAGGAAACAUACUCAGAAACAGACAAGAAUGACAACUCAGGACAUAGGAACAGUAGUUUUCUAGAAAGUCCAAAACUUGCAAGUCUGGGCUUCCCUAAGGUCCAGGAUCCAGCAGCAGAGGAUGAUUCGGAGCUCGAUUUGGCACUGGAGCCCAUGCUGGAGUCAGAACAGACUGGGAUGGAUCUGGACCUAGACCUGGAUCAGGAGCUGGAGCCUGAUUCUGAGCUGGAUCCGGAUGCAGAGCUCAGGCUCGAAGCUGAGCCUGAGACUGAGCCUGAGCACGAGCCCGAGCUUGAACCUGAGCCUGACCAGGAGUUGAAGGGGGAGCCCGAGGACAAACCCAGGCCCAAAUCUAGGGCUCGCGCUCCUCGUGGGCAGCGGUACUGGCCCCCAUAUCGGUCUGUGGCUCCCAGGUCUUCAUCUCAAACUCCACCUUGGACACGGUCAAUGGAGAGGAGGCAUCACCCUGCGGAUUCGUACUCGCCCGAGGGCAACAACAAGGAUGCCUAGGAGAGGACAUGGGAAUAAGACGUCAGUUAACCUUGGCGAAUCCUCUCCCUCCAAAAGGGGUCACUCGGUCAAGAGACCUAGAUCAGACACGAAGCAGCUGUACCUGUUUCGUGACUCCCUCACCUGCCGGCCUUCUUUACUCAGCACUGGGAUCGUACCCCAGAAGGCAUUGCUAAGUGCCGACCAUCACCUCUGACUCCCUGUCCAGGCCCCCUUCAUCUCGCCUUCAGCAGAUUCUAUUGGUGGAUUUCCUUCACACACCCUACGUUUCUGGGCUUUGUGCCAGACCAUCUCUAACUCACUCCUCUCAUCUCUAUACAUGACG